This is a messenger RNA of Saccoglossus kowalevskii, 1975 nucleotides long. RefSeq lists its product as uncharacterized. Lineage: Eukaryota; Metazoa; Hemichordata; Enteropneusta; Harrimaniidae. The record is from RefSeq and is a predicted model, not a curated record.
UACAACAAAUAUACCAAUAACGACCUAUGAGGCUACAACUAACCCACCAUCAACAUCAUCUGAGAGUACAACAAAUAUACCAAUAACAACCCACCAUACUACAACAAAUAUACCAAUAACGACCUAUGAGGCUACAACUAAUCCACCAUCAACAUCAUCUGAGAGUACAACAAAUAUACCAAUAACGACCUAUGAGGCUACAACUAAUCCACCAUCAACAUCAUCUGAGAGUACAACAAAUAUACCAAUAACGACCUAUGAGGCUACAACUAAUCCACCAUCAACAUCAUCUGAGAGUACAACAAAUAUACCAAUAACAACCCACCAUUCUACAACAAAUAUACCAAUAACGACCUAUAUGGCUACAACUAAUCCACCAUCAACAUCAUCUGAGAGUACAACAAAUAUACCAAUAACAACCCACCAUUCUACAACAAAUAUACCAAUAACGACCUAUAUGGCUACAACUAAUCCACCAUCAACAUCAUCUGAGAGUACAACAAAUAUACCAAUAACAACCCACCAUUCUACAACAAAUAUACCAAUAACGACCUAUAUGGCUACAACUAAUCCACCAUCAACAUCAUCUGUGAGUACAACAAAUAUACCAAUAACAACCCACCAUUCUACAACAAAUAUACCAAUAACAACCCACCAUACUACAACAAAUAUACCAAAAACGACCUAUAUGGCUACAACUAACCCACCAUCAACAUCAUCUGAGAGUACAACAAAUAUACCAAUAACAACCCACCAUUCUACAACAAAUAUACCAAAAACGACCUAUAUGGCUACAACUAACCCACCAUCAACAUCAUCUGAGAGUACAACAAAUAUACCAAUAACAACCCACCAUUCUACAACAAAUAUACCAAUAACGACCAAUGAGGCUACAACUAAUCCACCUUCAACAUCAUCUGAGAGUACAACAAAUAUACCAAUAACAACCCACCAUUCUACAACAAAUAUACCAAUAACGACCUAUGAGGCUACAACUAAUCCACCUUCAACAUCAUCUCAGAGUACAACAAAUAUACCAAUAACAACCCGCCAUACUACAACAAAUAUACCAAUAACAACCCACCAUACUACAACAAAUAUACCAAUAAAGACAUAUGAGGCUACUACUUCAUCUGUGAGUACAACCGACUUAUCAAUAACAACCUAUCAUAAUUCUACCAUCCUAAUUAAUACGUUAAAGACCUUUGAGACUGAAGCUUUUCCAGCCGUAACUUCCACACGUAGCCCUAUCACCACGUAUGGAAGAACACAAGCACAUGCUGUAACCGAAUUUGGUAGCGUCUGUGUUGACACUACAACACUACCUGCGGGAAAUGAAGCUCUUACCAACUGGACCGACUGUUAUGAUGUUCAACAAAGUGGUGUUACACAGAAUGGUGUAUACCUCAUUGACCUUUCUGGUUCCAAUGCAUUUGAAGCUUAUUGUGAUUUUAGCACCACGCCUGGCGGUUGGACAGUAUUCCAGAGACGCCAGGAUGGCAGUGUAGAUUUCUACCGUGCAUGGUGCUUCUACAAAGCAGGAUUUGGAAAUCUGAAUACGGAAUUCUGGUUGGGUAAUGAUAAUCUGUAUCAGAUGACUAACCAUGGCGUUCAGUAUGAACUAAGAAUUGACUUGGAAGACUAUGAAGGUGAAAGAAGAUAUGCAUUAUACAAUAAUUUUAAAAUAAACGACGAAUCUGAUUAUUACAGACUGUCAUCUUUGGGAACCUACAGUGGCGACGCAGGUGAUAGUAUGGUGGAACGUCAUUUAAAUUCACCAUUCAGCACACUCGACGUUGGUAACCAGUGUGCUGAGUGGUUUCAUGGAGCAUGGUGGUAUGGUAUGUGUCAUCGGGCUAAUCUUAAUGGUGACUAUGGGAAUAACCAACACGCGAUGGGAUUGAAUUGGUGGACCUGGAAAGGAUAUGAAUACUCUUUGAAAUUCACAGAAAUGAAAAUUCGACCUGUAUUCUAA